UGUUUCCUCGCAUUUCUUACCAAACAGGAGAAGAAGAAUACCAUCAAUUUCCUUCUCCGUUAGAGGCUGCGACAAUGAUGAUGAUUCGCACCAAUUCUCAUCUUCAUCACGCUUUCUUCAAACUCAGAUGUAAUUUCAUCACCAAUUCUUUAACAACCCCUCUUCGUCUUCCCGAUUAGGUUUAGAUUUCAGUCCUCACUCCACUUCUUUAGCUUCUCUUCUUCACUCCACUUCCUUUUCAAAUAAUGGGGAUCCUCCUCUGUCUAGGUAUCAAAAAGUUACCAGCUUGGAUGAUGCCUUUAACCUGUUCGAUGAAAUGAUCCAGAGAAAACCCCUCCCAUCUGUUAUCAAGUUUAAUCAGUUGUUGAAUGCUGUUUUCUUAUAGCAGUUUACUGAAUGGGUAUUAUCCAGAGAAAGAGUUUGAAUGGGUAUUGCAAGAGUUUGAAAAUAGAAGAGGCCAUGCAUAUGUUUCAUGAGAUAACAAGAAAAGGUUUGAAACCUGAUAUAGUCAGUUACAGCACCAUGUUACAGGGAUUGUUUAGGGUUGCACGCUGUGGAGAUGCACGAAAGCUCUUUGAUGAGAUGCGAGCAGCAGGCCAGAUUCCAAAUGAAUACACAUAUGGAGUAAUUUUAGAUGGCCUUUGCAACAACCAUCAAGUAGGAGAGGCGCUCUCUAUGUUUCAUUUGGUGGGUGAGAGCAAGCUAAAUUAUAAUGUCGUGGUGUACACAAUCCUUAUUGAAGGUGCAAGCAAAUGUGGGAAGCUUGAUACUGCGAAGACUCUUUUCCAUGACCUAACUUUAAAAGGUUUGCAGCCUAACGUGCGAACAUUUAACAUAAUGAUCAGUGGCCUCUGUAGAGAAGGUCAGCUAAAGGAAGCAAAGCUCUUGUUUCUUAAAAUGGAUGAGAGUGGCUGCCCACCAGAUAGUGUUACCUACAAUGUUCUUCUCCAAGGAUAUCUUAGGAACAAGCGCUUUGAUGAUGUAGAGAUGCUUUUACAUGAAAUGGAUGGAAGGAGUUACUCACUUGAUGCUUCGAGUUUAUCUUUGUUGAUAGAUCAAAUCGCAGCUGGUUCACUAGAUCGACGUAUGAUUGAGUUGAUAGGUAGGCUUGUGCCAAAAGAAAUGAUGAGCAUUCCUGCCUAGAUCUGUUGGAGAUUCUGUUGAUCCAGGUCAACACAUUUUAGAAACCAUCAUUCUUCCGUUCGCUCCAAAGGUAUCACUCGCGUAUGUGACUGUUGUAGAAAGUUGCUUUUAGUUUGGUAAGAAUCAUGAUUCACCAUGUAUCUUGCAACUGUUUGACUUUUCAAGGUUGACUAUCCACAAAACAACCUGUUGGACUUUUCAAGGUUGACUAUCCACAAAAUGUUAUAUGUAAUACAUGGGAAUCUUGAGGGGAUGGUAAUGCCAUAUUAUUUAUAUUGCUUAUGCAAAUUUAAUUC
Molecule: messenger RNA, 1439 nt
Organism: Helianthus annuus (common sunflower)
Lineage: Eukaryota; Viridiplantae; Streptophyta; Magnoliopsida; Asterales; Asteraceae
Product: putative pentatricopeptide repeat-containing protein At1g12700, mitochondrial
Exons: 2
Coding region: 397-1143 (248 amino acids)
Molecular function (GO): protein binding
Source: RefSeq, a predicted model, not a curated record